CAUAUUUUUAGGGGAGAAUGAUUAAAUUGGCUAAGACCUUUUCUACAUAUAUUUUCUUCCCAACCUUUUUUUUUGCUAUAGCUAGUGACUUUAAAUUCAGUUCUUUGCUUGUUUCAAGCAAAACCCAAGAAAUGGAUAUGGUCUCAAUUUUCAGAAUUUUUCUUUUUUCCUCGUUUGUAUGCAUUUCAGACAUUGUUCAUGGUGAUUUUCCUACUACUCUUGAAGGACCUUUCAAGCCUGUAACUGUCCCUCUUGAUAACAAGACCUACCAUGGAAAUGCCAUAGACUUACCAGACACUUACCCUCAGCUUCAAAAGAAUGUCGAAGGUUUUGAGCCUCAACAAAUUUCUGUCUCUCUCUCUUCAACUUAUGAUUCUGUUUGGAUCUCUUGGGUAACAGGGGAUUUCCAAAUUGGUUAUAACAUAAUACAGUUAGAUCCUGAAUCUGUUUCUAGUGUUGUCGUAUAUGGAAUCUCAGGAUUGCCUCUUGAUUAUCAGGCAACUGGCUAUUCACUUGUUUAUAAUCAGCUUUAUCCUUUUGAAGAUGUUCAAAACUAUACUUCUGGCAUUAUACACCAUGUUCGCCUCACAGGACUAGAACCUGAUACACUAUAUCAAUAUCAAUGUGGAGAUCCUUAUAUAGGAGAAAUGAGUGAUGUGUUCUAUUUUAAAACUAUGCCAGUCUCCAGUCCCACAACUUAUCCCAGCAGAAUAGCAGUGGUGGGAGACUUAGGUCUCACUUACAAUACAAGUACAACACUCAGCUACUUGCUCAGUAACCAUCCUGAACUUGUUAUUUUGGUUGGGGGUAUAAGUUAUGCUGAUAUGUAUCUCGCCAAUGGUACCAGUUCUGAUUGUUAUUCUUGCUCAUUUCCACAAACUCCUAUCCAUGAAUCGUACCAGCCGCGUUGGGAUUAUUGGGGAAGCAGGUUUAUGCAGCCCCUUCUAGCUAAUGUUCCCACAAUGGUGAUAGGAGGGAAACAUGAAAUCGAACAACAGGCUGAAGAUCAGAUAUUUGUUGCUUAUAGUUAUCGAUUUGCUUUCCCAUCUGAAGAAAGUGGCUCAUCAUCAACACUGUACUACUCUUUCAAUGCUGGGGGUAUACAUUUUGUGAUACUCAGUCCUUACGUUUCCUAUGAUCAAACAUCCGAUCAAUUCAACUGGUUGGUAGAAGACCUGUAUAAUGUUGAUAGAGAAGUGACUCCCUGGUUGGUGGCCGCUUGGUACCCUCCUUGGUACAGCACCUUCAAGGCACAUUAUAGAGAAGCAGAAUGUAUGAAACAGGAAAUGGAGGAUUUGCUGUAUGAACAUGGUGUUGACAUAGUCUUCAAUGCGCAUGUUCAUGCAUAUGAGAGGUUGAACCGAGUGUACAAUUUCAAGUUGGAUCCGUGUGGUCCAGUUUACAUUACGGUGGGUGAUGGUGGUAGUAGGGAGGACAUGGCAAUUAGCCAUGCUGAUGAUCCUGGUAAUUGUCCCGAGCCAUACGCUACGGCAGACGAAGAUAUUGGUGGCUUCUGUGCAUUCAAUUUUACAUCAGGUCCUGCUGCAAAUAAGUUUUGCUGGGAUCAGCAGCCUGAGUAUAGUGCAUAUAGAGAAAGCAGCUUUGGUCAUGGAAUACUAGAGGUGAAAAAUGAGACUCAUGCUUUGUGGAGUUGGCACCGGAACCAAAAUUUCUACGGAAUUGCUGGGGAUAUCAUCUACAUAGUAAGGGAACCUGAGAAGUGCCUAGUUAACAAAAGAUAAUCAGUCGUAUAGACAAAACUUACAAUUGCCCCUCCCUCGUACUCUUAACUUGUCAUCAGUUGCAAUAUAAGUGCAUCUAAUUUAGAAAUUCAAAGUACCAUAUACUAGAGAUUAGAUUUUUCUUUUUUGACAUUAGGAUGCCUUAUGGAUGAGAGCUCUCAUACAUUAGCAAUAAUAGUAAAGUUACAAGAAUCAGGUAGAACAAUUGAGUUUAA
Messenger RNA from Jatropha curcas, 1957 nucleotides. RefSeq names its product purple acid phosphatase 15. Gene Ontology annotation, molecular function: acid phosphatase activity; metal ion binding. Lineage: Eukaryota; Viridiplantae; Streptophyta; Magnoliopsida; Malpighiales; Euphorbiaceae. The record is from RefSeq and is a predicted model, not a curated record.